AUGGAAAAAAAUUUGUCUUUAAAUUAAUUGUAAUAAGUCUUUGGUAAACCAAAUGAAAAGUCAGAUGAAUAUUUCUAAGAUUAUUUAUCUAAAUACUUUGAUGAGAAAACACUUUUAGAUGAUUUUUAAAGUGCAUAAAAUCUUUUUUAUCCUAUAAUGAAAAAAUACUUUUCUGAUAUUAAAAUUUAUGCAAAAAAUGAUCAAUAUGAUAUUCAUUCAUAAGAAAUUACCAAAUAAAAAAAAAAAUUAGUUAUUGAGCCUUUUGAUUGGUUUGAAGUCAUUGAAAAGAACUGCUAAGAAUUAGAAAUAAAUCCUCAACAACAAGAACAUAAAAAUUAGCAACCUUCUAAAGACAUUGAGCUCUAAAAAAUAGGAUAACAGUAGGAUAAAUAUGCAACACAUAUAAAUGAUAUUUGCUAACCUUUAAGCAAAUAUUAGCUAUAAAGUAUUCAAAAGAAUGGAAGAUUUAUAAGCUGUGAUUAAGGAGAUCAACCUAAAGUUUGGUAGAUUUCAGAAAAUUUUUACGCUUCUUAUGAAUUCAUGAAGAAACAUUUUAAAUAGUUUGAUUACUCAAAAUUGAAAGAAGUGUGGUGCUCUGAAGAAUCUAAAAUCCGCAUUAAUAAAAAAACUUGGAAAAAUUUUGGUUUAAGUUUUUGCUACUGGAAUAUGUAAGAUGGUUUACAGACAAUAUUUGUUGACAUGCCUUUUCAACUUUUAAAUUGCUUGAUAGGUACUCCUGUGACAAUCAAGACUAAAAUAACUCUUGCAAAUUAUUUUUUAAAAUAUUUGAAGCCUUACUUUGAAAAAAUUAAUCUAAGCUAAAUGAAUGUUUUUAACGAAUAAGAUUUUUUGGAUAGGAUUAAAUCUUUUGAUUUUAUAGCUGUUAUGUUUGAUAAAAUAAAAAAUCUGAAAUGGCAUCAAAUUCAUUUUAUCUUAUUAAGAAAUCUUAAAAUAUAUCUGCUUAUAGAAUGUGUAAAGGAGUUUUUUAAUCAAAAUAAUGAUUUAGAUGUUAAAUAUAAAAAUCAAAUUAAGUUGGUAGAAGAUUUAUUUUAUUGUGUCUUAAUUUUUGAUUAUUUAGAAGAUAGAAUUAAGAUGUGUGAAAAUAAUGACAUUUCUUAAGUACAAAUAAUAGUUUAGGAUUGCUAAUUUUUUAUUAAGUACUACAAACUUGAUGCUUUUGAGAGAUAUCUAAAUAUUUUUAGCAAUAAAAUAAAUAAAUUCUCACAAAAUUAACUUUGGAUUGCAGAUUAUGAUCCCUCUUUUAAGUUUGAGAGAAAUAAAUAUUUUUGGAAAAUAAUCACUCAUUAUUAAACUAUUAAAAAUAUUUUCAUAGAAAAUACAAUAAAUAAAGUGCUUAUUAAUAUUCUUUAUGGAUGCUUAGGUUUUUCAGUAGUUUUUAGAAAAUAAAAUAAAGAAUCUUCUCAUAAAACCUUAUAUGAAACUUUUUAAUAGAUUAAAAUUAAAGUGAAAACUAAUAUCUAGAAAAGAUUUAAUCAAGAUUUAGAGGAUCUCAAUGAUGAUGGUGACGGAAUAUUUGGUGAUUGCUGUUCUAGAUUACCUAUAGCUACAUACAUUUUUAACUAUUUCUGUGUAUAUUUUUUACAUGGGAUUAUUUUUGUGAACAUAAUUCUAAGAAUGAUAGGAAUUUUCUUUAUGGUUUUAUAGCUUUUUUUGGUUAUACUCCUCUAUGCAUUUGCAAUUUUUACCUUUUUGCUAUCCUAUUUGAUUAAUAUUCUUGUUUAUGAUGAAUAUAACGAAAGCAAUCUAAAUAUACCAUUUGCAUUUCCUCUUUUUUACAUUAUGAUUGUUAAUCCAAUCCUAGGAAUUUGUAAGAUUAUGUUUUCAUUCUUCAAAUUUUUCUUUUACUUCCUCUAGCUCCUUGCUUUGAAAAUUAGAACCAUGGCAAAGAGCUUAAAAAAUUGUCUUGCAUUUAUUCUCAUAAAGCUAUUCAGUUAAGUUCCUCAUAGAGAUUCUAGUUAUUGCUACUUAAUAUAGAACUAAGAUUAUCAAAAUUAUGAAAUUAAACAAAAGAAUUCAUAUCAGCAGUAAAGUUAAAAUUAAAUACCAGAGAAUUGCAAAAUAAUCAUGGAAAAGAUUUCUCAAAAACCUAUUAAGCUAAAAUAUUUUUCAUCUGAAUAAAUAAAGCUCUUCAUAGACCUUGAGUUAGAUUAGAAAUAUAUGGAAUUUCUCCUAUCAGAACUGGACAAAUACACCAAAUAAUAUCAAAUAGAGACAGAGGCUGCUUUAGCAAAAGCAUUCAAUUACCUACCCUUUUCAGAAAAAUAAAUAGUAGUAAAUAUGCAAACAAAUAUAAAGAGCUUCUAAUAAUAAAUGAAAUAAAUUAUUGAAUUGAAGUAUGCUAAUGAAUUAGAAAUACAAAACGACGAGGAUUGCACAAUAGUUUAUGAAAAAGAUCAAUUAGAUGGAAUAUAUCAACAGAUAUAGUUAAUAUAGAGGGAAACAAUAGCUAUUAUUUGCUAACAGAAUAUUUUAUAUAAAAAAUGCUUUAAAAAUAUUUGA
Messenger RNA from Tetrahymena thermophila SB210, 2520 nucleotides. Its product is annotated as transmembrane protein, putative. The record is from RefSeq and is a predicted model, not a curated record. The transcript is spliced from 4 exons. Lineage: Eukaryota; Ciliophora; Oligohymenophorea; Hymenostomatida; Tetrahymenidae.